Molecule: messenger RNA, 393 nt
Organism: Linum tenue
Lineage: Eukaryota; Viridiplantae; Streptophyta; Magnoliopsida; Malpighiales; Linaceae
Source: the annotation of a GenBank genome assembly
AUGGGAAAAAGGAAGGCUGUGGAAGGUGAAAAAUCUGGAUACACCUUCUGGCCAGAGAAGUGUGAUAAACCAUUUGUGGACUGCAUUUUGGAGUGUGUUGAGAAGCGGCUCAUAGUGGAUGGCAUUUGUAAGAACGGAGUGUAUGGUAUUCUUGAGAAGAUGAUGUUGGAAAAGGUUCUGGGCUGUGGUAUAAGAGCUAAGCCGCAUAUAGAGGGUCGGUUCAAGAAAUGGAAGAAGAUAUGGCAUGCAACGACACUUAUGAGAAAUCAAAGUGGAUGGAAAUGGGAUGAGAUUAAUAAGUGUGUCAUCUGUCCAGAUGAUCAGUGGCCUGCAUUCGAGCUGGUAAGCCUACAAAAUUGGUGCUUGAUUUAUGUCUGUCUUUUUGGUUAUUGA